CGAAGCAGGGCUCUAUGACGGAGAUCAUCUCGACAAUGAUGUCCUCCCAUGAUCUGCUGGAGUCGAAGCACACACCUGACGCUAUCGACUUCAACAAACCUCUCAGGACAUUAUGCUACUCUCGGACCUUCUGCUUUCGACGAUAAGAGAUCACUCGGGAGUGGCAGGAGGAGUUCCGGACCAUCUUGCUGCUAUCGUGGAUGAGCUGCUCCUCGCAUCUCGAGACUAUGGCGAAUCACCCUCCGAGCAGACUUUCCAGACCAUGGUGUCUAUCGUAAAGAGGAUUGAAACACCUUCAGUUCAUCUGGAAAUUGCGCGUGUCUUCCACGAGUUCUUGACGCUGGCCGACAUUGCUGAACGUCAACAUCGUGUCAGGCGUUGGCGUGGAUACAGGAGAGGCGAGUCGUCCCUGUCGUACAGGCAGACUUGUCGCGACGCCUUUCAGCUUCUCCAGGAACGAGGAUUCAAGCCAGCGCAGAUCCGCGACACGCUGGCGAAGCAGAACGUCGAUUUGGUGCUGACUGCUCACCCUACCCAAGCUGCGAGGCGGACAUUAUUGGACAAGUAUUUCCACAUCGCAAACUGUCUGGCUACUCGUGAUAAGACGAUCAUGACGCCUCAAGAAGAGGAGGAGAACCGUGAUGCCAUCCGAGCCGACAUUUUGGCUGCCUGGCGCACAAACACUGUUCGACGCAUCAAACCCACCCCUGAUGAUGAGGCCCGUAACGGGUUGAUGGUGAUCGAAAACACCAUCUGGGCAUGCCUGCCAAACUUCAUGGCCACCGUCGACCACGCGCUGGCGGAGAUUGGACAACCACCUCUCCCGGUCGACAGCAAUCUGAUUACAUUCGGAAGCUGGAUCGGAGGUGACCGAGACGGCAACCCGUUCGUCACAUCGGAAGUCACUCGCGAAGUCAUCAAACUCUGCAGAUGGCGCGCGGCGACUCUCAUCUACACGGAAGUCGACAAGCUCAUGUUUGAUCUCUCCAUGACCGUCUGUAGCCCCGAACUCGCAGCGGUCGUAGCAGAGAUCCCCAACGAAACAAUCGUCGCCUCAUCCCGAAAGACCAAUUUGACGUUUUCGCGAGGAAAUAUCCCGCGAGACGAGCCGUACCGUGUGCUGCUCUCUGUCUUGCGUGACAGGGCAAAGAUCACCGAGGAAUACCUGCAAGGUGCUGUUGGCGUCGAGAACCCGCCGCCGCCGCCGCGCGGAUUUAUUCGCGAGGCGAAGGAGAUCCUUGAGCCUUUGAUUUUGUGUUACAACAGUCUGGUGGCUUGUGGUGAUGGACUCGUUGCGAACGGCCGUCUGAAGUCUCUCGCCAGGAGGAUCUCGACCUUUGGUCUCACGCUUGUCAAACUUGACAUUCGACAGGAGUCUGACCGUCACGCUGAGGUUGUCGAUGCGAUCACGCAAUACCUGGGUCUGGGCUCAUACGCUGAAUGGACCGAAGAGAAGAAGCAGGAGUGGUUGAUUGAAGAGCUCAGAGGCCGUCGUCCAUUGAUCCCCGGAGACUGGCCACAGAACUCCCCAGAUGUCCCCGACUCUGUCAAGGAGGUCGUCGCUACCUUCCGCAUGCUUGCAACAGUCGGGUCGGAUGCGCUCGGUGCCUACGUGAUUUCGAUGGCACGCGUGCCGUCUGACAUCCUGGCCGUUGCGCUGUUGCAGAAGACCGCUGGGGUUGUGACGCCCAUGCGAGUCGCACCGCUCUUUGAAACAAAGGCCGAUUUGGAGGCUGCUCCACAGACUAUCGACCGGUUGCUGUCUGUACCUUACUACCGGUCCUCCAUUCACGAUCAGCAAGAAGUCAUGCUUGGGUAUUCCGAUUCUGCCAAAGACGGAUCCAGGCUGACGUCUGUAUGCUGCCUGUACACCGCACAAGAAGAGCUAGUAAGGACGUGCGACAAAUACGGCGUGCGCCUCACCCUCUUCCACGGUCGUGGUGGUAGUGUCGGCCGUGGAGGCGGACCCCAGCAUCUUGCCAUUCUGUCGCAACCCUCCGGCACCGUGCAAGGCCGCAUGCGCAUUACCAUCCAGGGAGAGAUUAUCGACCACCACUUUGGACACACUGGCACGGCCGAGCAGACCCUGGAGCGAUACACGACCGCCACGCUGAUCUCGACUCUCGCACCCCCACCCCCACCCAAACCCGCAUGGCGCGAUCUCCUCCAACACAUGUCCGACAUCUCCUGCGACUACUACCGCAAGAUUGUCCGCGACACCCCCGAAUUCACACCCUACUUCCGCACCGCCACGCCCAUCACCGAUAUCGGAUCCAUGAACAUCGGGUCUCGACCUUCGAAGCGUAAAGCCACGGGAGGCAUCGACACCCUGCGUGCGAUCCCGUGGAUCUUUGCGUUCACGCAGACGAGGCUGCAUUUGCCCGUGUGGUUGGGGAUUGAUGAGGCGAUUGAGGUUGCGGUUAAGGAAGGGCAUUUGGACACGUUGAGGGAGAUGUACCAGGAGUGGCCGUUCUUCAAGAGUACGCUGGACCUUAUUGCUAUGACGUUGGCUAAGGCUGACCCGAGGAUCUCAGAAUACUACGAAAAAUCCCUGGCCCCCGCCCCCGAACUCCAGUCCCUCGGCGUCCUCCUCCGCGACCGUCUCCGCAAAUGCAUCGACUCGAUCCUAAGUGUCUCCGGCUAUGACCAUCUCCUAGCCUCCGACCCCGUCGUCCGCCGUGCCGUCGAAGCGCGUAUCCCCUUCACCGACCCGAUCAACCUGCUGCAAGUUGAGGCACUGCGGCGUUUGAGGGAGGAGGAGGACAAGGGGGUUGAGGAGAGUUUGGUGUUGAGGGAUUUGAUGAGUGUUACUAUUCAGGGGAUUGCUAUGGGAAUGGGUAACACAGGAUAGAUUGGGCGACUCCGAAGAUCACAAUCAUGUCGCGGCACACACUUGCUUACUUUUCUGGACGGUAGAAUAUUGAUGCUUACUUCUUUGUUCGUCAAUGUCUGCACUUUGAACAUGCGGCGACUUCUGAUGUGGCGUACUU
Messenger RNA from Fimicolochytrium jonesii, 2990 nucleotides. Its product is annotated as phosphoenolpyruvate carboxylase. Bases 113 to 2851 code for a protein of 912 amino acids. The transcript is spliced from 5 exons. Gene Ontology annotation, biological process: tricarboxylic acid cycle; carbon fixation. Gene Ontology annotation, molecular function: phosphoenolpyruvate carboxylase activity. The record is from RefSeq and is a predicted model, not a curated record. Gene Ontology annotation, cellular component: cytosol. NCBI's taxonomy places the organism in Eukaryota, Fungi, Chytridiomycota, Chytridiomycetes, Spizellomycetales, Powellomycetaceae.